This is a messenger RNA of Rotaria sp. Silwood1, 351 nucleotides long. The record is from the annotation of a GenBank genome assembly. NCBI's taxonomy places the organism in Eukaryota, Metazoa, Rotifera, Eurotatoria, Philodinida, Philodinidae.
AUGUUAAAAGUCCAAUUAAUUCUAAUAUUUAUUUGUUCACAAAUAUUUCUUAUUAAUUCUUAUACAAUAAAUCAUAUUCAAAGACCAUUUUGGUUUGAAUCUGAAAGUGAAUCAAAUGAUGAAUUACUUUCAAAACUUUUACAAAAUGAAUUAUUAAAUGAAGCAAAUCCAGGAAUAGUUUCAUCUACUGAUGUUUUAUUUGAUCAAACAGAUGGUCAUACACGAAAUUUACAAAAACGAGGACGACAAUGUUUAUGGAAAGUAUGUAGUUGGGCACUUGACAAACGUUCAUUACGUCCAUCAGUAUCAUCAUCAAAUUCAGUUGAUGCUUUAUCUAAACUAUUCUAUUAG